CCUGCGUGUCUGCUGUGAUCGCGGGCCGAACUGCAUAGUCCGCUCCCUUCCUCGGCUCGCAGACAGACCACCCGCCUGCCUCGCCGUGUCCAGCGCAGCCCCGCCGGCGCGGAUGUGGGGCCGGCUGCGGGCGGCCCUGCGCCCAGCGGGAGGGGAGCCCGAGGCGCCUGGAGCCGAUGCAGCCUUGCUGGAAGAUGAAACUGCAGAAUGAGAAGCCUCUGGGCCAUUCUACCAGCCGUUCCAGCAAUAUUUCUAAGGUGCGUGCUGAAUCAGAAAAUGCGGUAGGCAGUCCAACCUCAGUGACGGCUCCUCACAGCUUCUCCAGGACUUCAGUCAGCCCCUCGGACCAGGAUAUCUGCAGUUCGGAUGCAAUUCCAUCUGAGCAUGUGCCAAGCAGUCCACUGCAGACUGUUGUUGUCCUGACUAGGCCCAAAAGCAAAUCAUCUCUGGUCCACGAGGUUGUUGCUACGUGUGCCUGUCAAGACAUGCCACAAAGUACAAGGAAGCAGAGUUUAUUUGGAGAAGAUCUGGCUCAACUCCUUUGGCCUGGGAAGCAAACCACAGACAGUGGAGAGGUGAAGCACUCCAAAUCCCUCAACGAUGUCCACAUGAAGCCUGAUCGAUCAGCUAGCAGUCUGAGCUUCAUUGAGAGGACUUGCUCCGAUGGAAAAUUAACACCAGUCCAAGCGAAGAGCUCAAAGAUGAAGAAACAACAUCACAUUAAGAAGAGAGAAGACUAUUACAAACCAUUGCAAAAUAUCCUAAGUUCUCAGAUGCAGCCCUUUGUGUCUGGUUUCUCAGACAACCAGGGGCCUAGAGAUGGCCUUGGUGUGGUUGAAGUCACGGUCACUGAAGCAGAGCAGAGCAACAGAAGAUCCUACCUGUACCGACUUUUCUUCCCUUCCUUGCACACUUCGAGCUUGUGUGUUCUGAAGAGGCUUCCUGAACCAGAGGGGAGUGGUGCCCACGUUCCCGUUACCAAGCUGUCCAGUGACUCCUUUUGCUCCGAGGAAAUUGGAGACGAUGAUGUGUUUGAGAAAGAUACUGCAAUCAGAGUGCCUGGGCUGGAAGUAACCGAGGAAGAGCAGCGAGCCCCCCUUUGCUCAUUUGAAGGUGACAGUGACCUAGAAGGUCCCUCCCUUACAUCUGUAAAAUGGUGUCUUUCGCCAUCCUGGGAGGUGUGCAGAAUAUGUCACUGUGAAGGAGAUGAUGAAGGUCCACUCAUUACGCCCUGUCACUGCACUGGGAGCCUCCGAUAUGUACACCAGGCUUGUCUGCAGCAGUGGAUCAAGAGCUCAGACACACGGUGCUGUGAGCUCUGCAAAUACGAGUUCAUUAUGGAGACCAAAUUAAAACCACUGCGGAAAUGGGAGAAGUUGCAGAUGACUGCGAGUGAGAGGAGAAAGAUCCUGUGUUCAGUUACAUUCCAUAUCAUUGCAAUCACCUGUGUGGUGUGGUCAUUGUACGUCCUGAUUGAUCGGACAGCUGAAGAGAUUAAGCAAGGCCAGACGAACGGUAUUUUAGAGUGGCCAUUUUGGACUAAGCUGGUGGUUGUGGCGAUUGGAUUCAUUGGAGGACUUGUGUUUAUGUACGUCCAAUGUAAAGUAUACAUACAACUAUGGAAGAGACUGAAGGCAUACAACAGAGUGAUUUAUGUACAGAACUGCCCAGAGACCAGCAGGAAGAGCAUAGUGGAGAAACCACCAUUGAUGGAGCAAAGCUUUGAGAACAAGGAAGCUCCAUCAGUUCAACGUUCAGAUAUCAACUCUCUGCGUUGUACAGAGCCUGAGGAUCAUGGGAUGGGAAUACUGAAUGUCUGAAGUUUACAUAAUAUGGGGUGUCUCUUGUCUCGCCCUCCCCCUGUCUCCCCGUCUCCCCCACACCCCCACCCUGAA
This is a messenger RNA of Mobula hypostoma (lesser devil ray), 1895 nucleotides long. It is a transcript of the gene marchf8, whose product is annotated as membrane-associated ring finger (C3HC4) 8. Gene Ontology annotation, cellular component: lysosome; late endosome membrane; cytoplasm. The transcript is spliced from 7 exons. The record is from RefSeq and is a predicted model, not a curated record. Gene Ontology annotation, biological process: immune response; protein polyubiquitination; antigen processing and presentation of peptide antigen via MHC class II. Bases 177 to 1820 code for a protein of 547 amino acids. Gene Ontology annotation, molecular function: zinc ion binding; MHC protein binding; ubiquitin protein ligase activity. NCBI's taxonomy places the organism in Eukaryota, Metazoa, Chordata, Chondrichthyes, Myliobatiformes, Myliobatidae.